Messenger RNA from Rubroshorea leprosula, 605 nucleotides. Lineage: Eukaryota; Viridiplantae; Streptophyta; Magnoliopsida; Malvales; Dipterocarpaceae. The record is from the annotation of a GenBank genome assembly.
UGUUUCCAAGCCAAACUUGUCCAUUUCUAGCUAGCUAUAUACUGUAUCCAUGGCUGUUGUUGAGGAUAAUUCAAACAAUACCUCACAAAACAGCAACCUCGGGAGUCCCUUUAACAAUAUUUGCAUCAGGAACACAAACAUAAGGUUGCCCUCUCUUCCUCAAAUUCCAAAUCCAAAAAUCCAAGACCCACUUCCUGAACCGCAAAAGCCUCAGCUGUAUUAUGAACUGAAACAACUUUUCCUCAAGAACGACGCCAGUAGAGACGGUCGCCUCAGCAAAAAGGAGCUAUCUAAGGCUUUCGCCACCCUCGGUUCGCGCUUCCCAGCUUACCGAGCCUGGCUCGCUAGGAUUGAAGCUGAUCUAGACCAUGAUGGGUACAUCAGUUGGGACGAGUUCGACGCCCUCAUUUCCUACACCAUGAAGUGGUUGGACUCUAAGUUUUAAUUUAUGCUUUGCUUUUUGCAAUUUUUCAGUGCACGGCCUAAAAUAAAUUGUUGAAUGCUUUCAAUAAAUACUGUCCACUCCCCUCUGCUGUUAAUAUUUCUUGGCCAAUUGCUUAAGUUUAUGAGUUGCGUAUAAGGUGUAAUAAAUAUUUUUUUUAUUA